GAUGGCAGCGUCACGUGUCGCAGCGCCACAUCCUGCCGUAAAGCGUUCCGCAGAAGAAGAAGGAGGAGGACAGAGUUUAACUUUACUUUUGUUGUUGUUACGUCUGAAUCAUCGGUUCUUCGGUGGAUUCCUUCGUGUCCCGGUGUUAACGGAGAGUUCGACGGCAGCAGAAGACGUCCAGUUACCUGACAGCGCCGUGAGGAAUGAUCUGGAGCAGUGCGAGGUUGUGGCGGCCUCAUCAGUAGCUGUCACCACGGCGGGGGACCUCCGGACCUCCGUCUGCAGGGUGGUCAUCUACCUCCAGAGGGACAUGUCCGGGGACAGCUGCCUGCCCCAGCGUCAAACCCACACCCACUCCCUACACUCCGCCUCCUCGGCCUCCCCUCUGGCCUGUCCCAAGACCAAGACCGCCAGUUACCGAGGAGCGGUGGGCCUGGGCAACAAGUAUGUCCGCAUCAACGUUGGCGGGAGUCUGUUUUACACCACGCUGCAGGUGAUGACCAAGCAGGACUCCAUGCUGAAGGCCAUGUUCAGCGGGAAGAAGGAGGUGUUCACUGAUAAAGAAGGUUGGAUCCUGAUCGACCGCUGCGGGAAACACUUUGGCAACAUCCUGUGCUUCCUACGCGACGGCACAGUCGCCUUGCCCAAAGGUCGUCAGGCCGUCCAGGAGGUGCUCGCCGAGGCGAAGUAUUACGACGUCCAGGGCCUGGUGGAGCUUUGUCAGAACACCCUGCAGGGUAAUAAAGAGCUGCCCAUGUGUGUCAUACCUGUGAUCACCUCCAGUAAAGAGGAGGAGAAGCUCAUCCAGUCCUCCACCAAGCCUGUGGUGAAGCUGGUGUACAACAGAAGCAAUAACAAAUACUCCUACACCAGCAACUCUGACGACCACCUGUUGAAGAACAUCGAGCUGUUCGACCGGCUGUCUCUGAGCUUCAACGGCCGCGUCCUCUUCAUCAAGGACGUGAUCGGAGACGAGAUCUGCUGCUGGUCCUUCUACGGUCAGGGUCGCAAGCUGGCCGAGGUCUGCUGCACCUCCAUCUUCUACGCCACGGAGAAGAAGCAGACCAAGGUUGAGUUCCCCGAGGCUCGCAUCUACGAGGAGACCCUGAACACCUUUCUCUACGAGACGAUGCCGCCGCCCGACAACCUGCUGCUGGAGGCCACGCGUCGCAGCUACAACAACUGCGGCUCCCACAGCGAGGAGGAGGAGGGGCCCAGCGGGGGGGCCGAGAUCCGCGAGCGAGUCCGCCGAAUCCACGUGAAGAGGUACAGCACGUACGACGACCGGCAGCUGGGACACUGAGACUGAGGACCACGACAAAAGAAACGCCGGACAGAUUUGAUGAUGGAACAUUCUCACGUAGAAUCUGUAGACUCGUCUCUCUCUUUGAAUAGUUUCCUUCUUCACCACUAUCUAUCAGAAGACCAAACUGAGGCCUUCUGUACUUUUUCUACUCUGGAUGGUUUUGGUGUCGUCCGCUCUGUCCAUCAUAAUUUAUGAAUCAUUAUCAGAGCGACUACUUCAAAUAACCAGAGAUGUUUUUUUGAUAAAAUGUAGAUUAUUAGUGGAGGAAAAGAAUCACUGAUAUGCACUAUUUCUUAGAAGAAAUACUGUUACGAUCAUAGCACUUAUACUCUGAAUAAACAGCAGAGAAUGUUUCAUAUUUAUAGAUUGUAUUGUUUCAUAUCCACACACACCAACAGGCCUUUUGUUUGCCAAAGAUGAACCAGAACUAGUGUGACGCUGACAUGUUUUAAUGCAGUUUACCAUAAUGCCUUUUUUUUCCAGCUGUGAAGAUAAAAGUUCUUGUUAUUCAACGACUUCUUUUUGUCUUUGUUAUGUUUUUACUAGAAGGUAUAGUUAGAAAAGUCUACAGUUUGAAGGCUGUCAGGUGACAAAAAGCCUAAAAGUCUCUCACAUCCACUUAAAUGUUGUAGCUAUUGUUGGCUUACUUAAUAAAAAAAUAAAAUGAUGUCAAAGAACAACUUCUGCCUUUUUGGCAAAAAAAAAAGGAGGCUACACGUGUUAUAAAUUUAACUAUUCACAUUUUUUACAACCUCUCCUCUCUGCUCUGUGUUCAGCAGUCUGCAGUUCAGUCAAAGUUUUACGGAAUUGUUGUCACAUGACUGUUGGUCUCAGAUGAAUCAAUCAUGGCUUCAUGGUUGAAUUGAGGAGCUCAGAAUUUAAUGUUUUUUACAGAAUCUGGUUAAAACAAACGGUUUAUUUGGGGCGAGAUUUUAAAUGAGACAAGUAGAAUCAAAUAUUGCUUUUUAUGGUGGACACUUUUUUAAUACCCAGGUAUUUUACACAAAGGUUGGAAAAUGUUUUUGGUCAAU
This is a messenger RNA of Anoplopoma fimbria (sablefish), 2337 nucleotides long. It is a transcript of the gene tnfaip1, whose product is annotated as tumor necrosis factor, alpha-induced protein 1 (endothelial). Gene Ontology annotation, molecular function: ubiquitin-protein transferase activity; protein binding. Gene Ontology annotation, cellular component: Cul3-RING ubiquitin ligase complex. Lineage: Eukaryota; Metazoa; Chordata; Actinopteri; Perciformes; Anoplopomatidae. The record is from RefSeq and is a predicted model, not a curated record. Bases 2 to 1303 code for a protein of 433 amino acids. The transcript has 7 exons. Gene Ontology annotation, biological process: protein homooligomerization; negative regulation of Rho protein signal transduction; protein ubiquitination.